Messenger RNA from Dibothriocephalus latus, 945 nucleotides. The record is from the annotation of a GenBank genome assembly. NCBI's taxonomy places the organism in Eukaryota, Metazoa, Platyhelminthes, Cestoda, Diphyllobothriidea, Diphyllobothriidae.
UGUUCCCUCAACAUCACGGAUGCUGUUCUUGGCCAGAUCACCUGGUGUUGGUCAGAGAAGGUCUUCCUGCCUUCCCUUCGUCAUCGGUUUUGGAAGUUGACCUUGCAGUUACUGAACGCCUUCGUCUAUGCCAUCAAGUCCGCGCAACCUCCUGUAGACGAUGCGCAAAAUGACCUGCUGAGCAUCAGGUCGCUGUUUGCCCUCCUCACAGACGGCCACUUGGUUUUGCGAUGGAUUUCCAGUGGAAAUUUAGAAAAAAUGGUUCUUCACAAUUUCGCCCUCACUCCUGUCGGCCCGAAGACGGCUCGUCUCGCCGACUUGGUGAAGGUACAAAACACGCCUGUCUGGUUAACAGACUGCUUGGAGGACUGCAGUGAACGAAUUCGUGCAGCUCUCGAAUGCGUCAAAACGAACGUUUGCACCUCCUUCCAGGAAUCAAUGAAGGUUCUUAUUCGGCAAGUCCAGGACCUCCCACGUAAGUAUCGUCGAACAAGCCGUGACUGGCCAACGUCACCGUCCACGUACAUGUUGUCAAUGAACAAGAAGCUGUCAAGUCUGGCAGAGGAAGUAACAACUGCCCUUACCCGUUCUGGCUCAGUCUCCUCGGCAGAUCUCGAGGGUGAACUCAAAGUACUGUUCGAUGAUCUUGUCCUCAAGACUACACAAAUGUAUCAGGCGCAAACGGAGGAGUUGAUAGCUUCAGUGAAGAAGGUGGAGGACAGUUUAAGACGACUUAGGGUGGCGCGCAGUGGUUCCACGGUUUCCAGUGCAGCGCAAACGGACGACGAUAAAAUCCGCCAACAGGUCCACUUGGAUACGACAGCUUAUGCUAAACACCUUGAAACACUGGCCCUGCUCUCGGAGACUGAUCGUCAGACCUGUCUAUCUGCCCUUUCACCGAAUACCGUGACGCCGGCCGGAUCCAGCCCUGCGGGAACGCCUUAA